Echinococcus granulosus is the source of this 366-nucleotide messenger RNA. RefSeq lists its product as hypothetical. The transcript is spliced from 4 exons. Bases 1 to 366 code for a protein of 121 amino acids. NCBI's taxonomy places the organism in Eukaryota, Metazoa, Platyhelminthes, Cestoda, Cyclophyllidea, Taeniidae. The record is from RefSeq and is a predicted model, not a curated record.
AUGAAUGUAGGAUCGCAAAAGUCAUUUGUUGUUUUUCAAGCCAUUUGGAACAAUAAAAUGAAUGAUUUCAGACAGGUUACUACUGAAAUUUUAGAUGUAACGCAUCUAAAGACAAGGUCUGAACAUGAUACUUUUUCGCAACAUAACAUUCAUAUGCAAUAUGCCUACACUUAUUUCGUUUUGACUAUAUUUUCUUUAGGUAUGAAUAAUUCCGCCCAUUUUUUACCCCCUCGAGAGCAGCGUAACUACCGCUCUCAAAUGAUUGACAAUAUACUGCCUGAAGAGCAACCUAAAAUGGGUCAUCCAGGAAGGAAUCCAAAACAUUCUGUGUUUUGUUACGUACGUGACAAAGGUGAAGAACAAUAA